Molecule: messenger RNA, 6513 nt
Organism: Nothobranchius furzeri (turquoise killifish)
Lineage: Eukaryota; Metazoa; Chordata; Actinopteri; Cyprinodontiformes; Nothobranchiidae
Gene: cadm3
Product: cell adhesion molecule 3
Cellular component (GO): presynaptic membrane
Source: RefSeq, a predicted model, not a curated record
CUGUCCCCGCCCUAAACGCGCGCCCGUCCCGCUGGCCGGAGCCAGAAUCCGCUCUCAGCGCGUCACAGAUGGACAGAGGGCUCACCUCUGCGCGGGCUACGGCUAUUUUGAGAAAUACGUGGAAGUGGAUGUGUGUUUAAGAGGGAAAUAAAAAACAGAGCUGCUUUCAUGCACCGUGCAGGCUAUUCUCAGCGGACGGCAGGUGCACAUCGACUCUGCUUCCGUUCGCUGAACCUCCUUUCCCCAUUUUCUCUUGUUUUUUUUUUUCCAGCUGGAGUUUAUAAUGUUCCUUUGCGUUAUUUUUAAAAGAGUUAGUAGAUGUUCGGUUCUGAGCGCUCCAGGCGCGCGUUUCUGUUCAUCCCACCCUCAGCAGCUUGUUAAGAGUGAGAAUGACUUCAUGAGAAGGAAAAGAAGCCCUCCCCUCCUCCUUCUGUGAUUACACCGAUCAUCUUCAGCAGUGGCGUCUCUAACGUGAUAAGUUAUGGGGCACAACAGCCAUCUUAUCAUUUACCAACAGUGGCUGUGAUUCAGAUCGAGGUCACCAGUUCUCCAAAUCAGUUAGUUGGCCAAAUAUCAACUUGAUAAUUUAAGGUCAAGCUUGGACUUACCAACAUUUCAGAAGCUGAAUUUACCAAUUUUUCCUAUUUUUUAAUGUUAAUUAAAAAAGACAUAAGUAUCAGUCUGUGAACACUCAAAAGCAUUAAUAUUUCCAUUAUUUAAAAACUCUUCAUGAUUUUUUUUAAAAUUCUGAACGUGUUAUUAAAUUUAUGUAGAUACUCACAGAACUGAGUUGGGUUGAGUAGCUCAAGUGUAAAAAGAAAGGUCUGGUGUUUGUGGGUUCAAGUCCUGCAGUUUAAAUUAGGCCAACUUUAAAGUGAGGAAACAGGUAUCUGGUACUGAAAUCAAAAGUGAAAAUUUGUGAAGGACUUUCAAAGUUACAUGUGGUUUGUAUUUGUAUAGCGCCUUUUUAGGGUUCUACAACCCCCCAAGGUGCUUCACAACACAAUCAGUCGUUCAUCCAUUCACACGCAUGUGGGGAUGAGCUACGAUGUAGCCACAGCUGCCCUGGGGCUCGCUGACGGGGGUGAGGCGCCACCUGUCCCUCCGACCACCACCAGCAAGCAAGGUGACUCUCCAUAGCUCAUCUGCCCUCCUGAGCAUUCAGUGAGAUGGGCGGAUCUGUGCGCCCCACCAUGGCCUUCCCAUCAGCCCCCUCUGCUCUAUGGAUUGUCAGCUUAUUGACUGUACUGUUCACAGCUGUGGUUCACAGCGACAAUGUUGGUGACGACGACCCAUUGCAGCCUAUGACCUCAGAUGAGACUGUUUCCGUUGGGGGCACGGUGACACUGACCUGCAAGGUGGCAGAGAGCGACAACUCUUCACUGCAGUGGUCCAACACCGCACAGCAGACUCUGUACUUCGGAGAGAAGAGAGCGCUGAGAGACAACCGCAUCCAGCUGCACCGCUCGACGCCCACGGAGCUUUCCAUCACCAUUGCUGAUGUGCUGCUGUCUGAUGAGGGCGAAUACACCUGCUCCAUCUUCACCAUGCCCGUCCGCACGGCCCGAGCUACUGUCACCGUUCUAGGAGUGCCCGACAAACCUCAGAUCUCUGGGUUUGAAACUCCAGUGCGAGAUGGAGAAACAGUCACCCUGACCUGCACCAGCACAGGCAGCAAGCCCCCCGCCAGGCUGCGCUGGUACAAAGGCAAGGAAGAAGUGGAAGGGCGUCCGGACGUGGUAGAGUCUGUUCCAGACGAGCCCACGUACAACGUGAGCAGUGAGCUCACGCUGGAGGUGAGCGCCAGUGACAACAACGUCCCCAUCACCUGCGUCGUCGACCACCCCUCUCUCGCCCCGGAGGACAAGAGGAGUGAGCAGGCUCUGCAGGUGUUGUAUUCCCCCAGGGUCCACAUCAGCCCAGAUGAGAUGUUACCAAUUGAAGGACAGAAGUUUUCUCUUCGGUGUUUUGGCAAAGCCAACCCAGAGCCUCAUGACUUCUCCUGGGAGAGGAAAGGUGAAGAGCUCCCCCCGCUGGCCAGAGCCGACGGUGACGUUUUGUCCUUUUCGAUGCUCAACAAAUCAGACAACGGUGUUUACAUCUGCCGUGCUGACAACGGCAUCGGGAAAGGCAUGGAGGAGUACACGCUUCAGGUGCAAGAUCCCACAGACCCAGACUCCCCGGACACCUCCUUCCCCUCUCUAGUUUCACCAACCUCCUCAUCCUCCCCUUCUCCCACCUCCCUCCCAUCCUCCUUCCCUCUCGACAUCUUCCAAGGCUCAGGGUCAGACAUCACUGACUUCCUCCCCACCUCUCUCCCCGACUCCUCCCUUCCUGUGGCUGUUGACUCAACCACCUUCUCUCCUCCCCCCUUCCCCACCACCACCCUCUCCAACGCCCUCUUCCCUGACCUCACGUUCACUCCAACCCCUUCCUCCCCGAGCAUUCCCCCUCCCACUGCACCUUCCUCCCUCUCACCCCUCACACCCUCAGUUUCCAUCCAGCUGAAUGGAGUUUACACUUCCACAGAUGAUACACGCAACUCAACAGACACAACAGCCAUGUCGACAUCUUCGGGGGUGGACCACGCUGUGAUCGGAGGGGUGGUUGCUGUUAUCGUCUUCAUCCUGCUUUGUCUCCUCAUCGUCCUCGGCAGAUACCUCAUCAGGCACAAAGGAACGUAUCUGACCCACGAGGCCAAGGGCUCAGACGAUGCCCCAGACGCCGACACGGCCAUCAUCAACGCAGAGGGAGGCCACUCUGGAGCAGAGGACAAGAAGGAGUACUUCAUCUAGACGGAGGACAGAGUGGUGGAGGAAAAGAACGGGAGGAGGAGGAAAUUUUUUAAAGAUGCGGCUAAAAGAAAGGGGAGGAGAGAAGAAGGAAAAGCCUCCAUUUGUUUUCACAACACUUCAGUUCUGUAGGAGGGGUAGUCACAGGAGGAGGGAGGGAUGGAGGUGUGCGGGAUGACACGACGAGUGGAGCGUCAGCUGCCCUCUUGGCAUUCAUACAGGGAAGUGAGACUUUGCACUGACACUGGGAUGAACUGAAGUUACACACUCACACACAAACACACAUUUUGGGAAAACCUUUUGCUUUUGUUUUUAUUUUUCAGAGACUUGAACGCUCGUGGACGCUCAGAUUAACAAACACAAGCUUCCUACUAACAGCUCUGACGCAUUCCCACCAUUGUUUUUUUUACUUUCAGGGCAGAGAAAAGGUUAAAUUGUAAAUCGCAGCUCAUUUUUUCCACAUAUCUCAACUGUUUCAUCCAAAUCCAGUAUUUCUGAUUUCUGUCCUCAUUCUCCCUUUCAAAACACGUUUGUGGCAUUAAAACUAUUUAUCGUGUUUUAAUCGUUUUCCCUUCUGCAUCAAACCCCGGUGUCAUAUUUCCUUCAAUGCAUCACCUCAAAACAUGCAAAAUAGCAUUCCCAUCAUGUGCUAUCAAGCCCAGGGUUCCAGUAUACAUAUAUAAAUAUAUAUAAAUGUAUAAAUAUAGAGUUAUAUAGCAUUCUUUUUACUUGACGCAAAUGUCUGGUGUGUGUAAAUACACCUUCUCUGUUUUUACAUUCAGUCCUUCCUCUCCAUCACUCUACAGUCCCCCUUUCCCGUCUCAUCAGGUCUGUUACUGCAUUACAGUAACUUAUUUACUCAAAACAAAAGAUAAAAAAAAGAGCCUGCCUGUUUUUAUUAUGUGCGUGGAAAUGCAGAGUCAAAAAUAUCAAUAUCUUUGGGAAAAAAAUGUAAAAAUAACUAUGAUGUUGAGAUGAAAACUAACCUUAACUGCAAAUAUUUGUAUAAAGAAUGUUUUUUUAUGUUUCUUUGACCUUUUUUAUUGUUUUGGCGGCACUUCUGAGGUGUUUUGGUUCUCGUCAGCGUCUCUGUGUUUUUACCGUCAGUGUUAAGGUGUCUGACCGGUUUGUCCAGGUGAUCAAACGUCUAACUUGUUCUCCGGUUUGGACCUUUCUCUUUUAUCCUGUUUAUUUCUUUCUCUCUCGAUGCCACCAGUUUUUUCCACACCUUCACAACCAUUUGCAGCAAACUCCAGAUCAAACGCAGGUUCUGACGGUGUUUGAUGGGGUUUCUCCUCCUGGCCGGAGCUUUUUCUCGACGCAGUCAAUCCUUCCACCAGGACCCGAUGAACUUGACUUUCUCCUUCGCUGUUGUUCACCCCAGAACAUCUUGGCAACAACUCUCAGCUUCAGUUAAUUGAAUAGGGACCUCACAGACUUCCUGUAAGAAGCUGGCCUGUGUGCUGCUUUAGGGAGGAGAAUUUGCCAUCUUAUUUUGAAAGUACAGGGCCAAAUGGGGAUUUUUGUGCAUGAAAACAAAAAUAACACUUUGUUAUCGUGUUGUUGAGUGUGUUGCUACGAGCAGGACUCAUUUACCAGCUUAGCAAAAGGUUCCCGUAACUGAAUGCUUCUUUAUUGAGGCUGGGAGUUGGCCUUGGCGAUGGCGAGCUCCACUCGGUCUGGUCGUGGAAAUUGAUUGCAAUUUAACUAAGAGGCUCUGGCUACAGGUUGUACACACGCCAAGGCUCGGUUUGUUUGGCAGGCAGGAAGCCAAGCUGGAGUCGGGGCCGCGCUAACACUCAAGAAUGUCAUUCUGGGACUUAAUGUCCUCUUCUCUUUUUCUCCUUCCACUCAACUCAUCCGCUUCUUUUUGUACUUUAAUCAAUCAUCUCGUCUGCAUCCCAAUCCACCUUCACCCUGUCUCUCCUCUCCUCGUCUCUGAUCGAUGCCCGGCCAUCCCUGCUGGUCUGAUUGGGAAACCCGUAUUCUAGAAGUAGCAGCCAGACGUGCUGAUGUGUUUGGAGUGGAGUGCACGUGCGGGACACAGACAGCGUUGGAUUCCGAACACGUUUGUUCCUGGCAGGGCCGUGCUGUUUGUUUCUUCUCGUAGCUGGCGCUGAACGGGGGCUGAAUGCUGUGCCUGGUGGGCGUGUUCAGGUUCUAAUCUGCUGGUCAGCUGACACCAUUUGGUUGUGAUGAGUCUUAUUAGGUUAGCAGGGUUAAUCUAAACUGACUGGAUGGGCUUAGGUGUGAACAUAUCAUGCAUGUUUGUAUGCGUGUGUCAGCCCUGUGAUGGACUCUCGGGGGGGGGGGGGUUGACGGCUGGAAUAGACUGCAUCCCUGUUGUGAUUCUCUAUAAGAUCAAACAGGUGUGGCUGAUGGAUGUUUGUCGUGAGCAGGACGAUAUUUUAAAGAAUUCCCCCUUCAGCUCCUUUAGGUCCUGUCUGCAGCCCAGAGGAUCAGCGUCGUCUCCCGGAGCUUGUUGCUCACUUCUUAGCGUUGACCUGUAUUUAGUCUGAGUCUGGUUCUCCUCUGGACAAAGAGAGGACUCCUGCCUCAUACCUAACCAAGUGUAAUGUCUUUUAAAAACUAACCGACCCGUAUUUGCCUGUAAUUUAUCGUCCUGUCUGUUGUCUUAGUUAAUGUGCUAGCAUGUAGCUUGCAUGAGAAAUGGUUGGAAAGUGUAGAUACUGCUGGAGAAGAGAAGUGCCGACAAGCUGCUCUGCUGAGACGAGGGCGACCAAGCCAACCUCCCUCGCUGUCCUCUGCUCAGUGAACAUACGCCGCGUCCCGGAUAAAUCCAUCUGGACCUCGAAGCGAUAAAAUCCCAAAAAACUACAACCCGUUCUGUUUUUUCUCCACUUUUCUGACGUGAAAACUGUUGAACUUGAUUGUGCAGUCAGUCAAACUGUUUAGUUGCAUCAGUGCAGGGAGAUCCAACUCCUCGGUUACCACCCAUCAGCUCCUCUUCAGGUGCUCCUUCUUUAUUUUCUCUAGAAUAAACAAAAUGACUUUUAAGUUAGGUUUUUAAGAUGUUUCUAACCUCCAGCGUCUGACUUUCAGUUAAACUGAUCAUUUCCCCCCAUUUUGUUUAAAGUUAGCUUUUCCAAAACUUGAAUGUUAGAAGUUUAGUUUAUUUUUCUUUGUUUUUUUUAAUAGAUUCUUGUUUAAACAACCAUUUUUUACAUCAUCUCAUGUAUAUAGUGUUGCCUUUAUUGGAACCUCUCACAUGAAUACCUACACACACACAUGCACACACAUAUAAGGAUAUGCACAGCAGGCACAGUGUCUGUUACCGUGGUGUGUUUGUGCAUAUGUGUGUGUGUGUGUGUGUGUGUGUGUGUGUGUGUGUGUGUGUGUGUGUGUGUGUGUGUGUGUGUUUGUGUAUGAGUGUGUAUCAAAGGACCCAAACAGACCCCAGAGACACUCUUUAAUGUGUGUUAAUUUCACAAAGGCGUUCUUAUUUCCUCGACUAAAACAAUGUUCUGUUUUUUUUCCUUUUGGAUGACAAGUCUUCCUUUUGGGUAAAUAUUCAUGUCACUUGGAAAUCGUGCUGUCGUGUGUGUUGAUUUUUACAAAAGGCCGAUGAUGUCAUCAGACUCGUGGUGGUGGGAUUUGUGUCUGGUGGCUGAAAUGUUCAAACGUUUAUUUUCUCUGUUUUUCUCUUUUGUUAGAUUUCAGGUUCAGUUGUUGACUUCAAUAAACAUUUGGGUUAAUUUCA